GUGGUGCAAUAUUAGGAGGCAAGCUGCCGUAAAACAUCGAGAAGAAGAAGCUACUGAGCACUGAGGACUACAUUUCCCAGGACGUCUGACGGCCAAUUUGAGGAGAAGAAAAAUGGCGACGAUUAAUGGAACGGGUCUGGUGUAGCGCUUUAAAACGACAAAACCAGUUGCUGCUGUAGUUUAGCGGUAUAGUCUGUGUCUUUUAUGAUUAAGCAGUACACGCAAGACGAAGGGGUCGAGUUGAGACUGCACAUACCCAAACCGAAGCGCUAUUCCUGGAUGCUCUUUGGCUGGUUUGGACUUGUGGAUUUGGAUCCCUCUAAACCCCGCCACCAGGAUUUGAUGGUUCCUGGCUCAUGGACUUGAAUCAAGCAACAGCCUUCAGACGGAAGUCCACUGCUUCCUUUUCCUGCAGUAGCAUUAGAAAAAUUACCAGGAGCCCUCCUACUCGCAAACUCCGAUUGUCUCGGUCAUCUCCGUUAUCUGAUCUAUCUUCACAGAGCCCUAACUCAUCGAUUUAUCUGAACUAUGUAAAAGGUCACACAGAAGUGUCAUCCACUUCUGCCUCUCUGCCUCUAGCGAAACAGUCUUACACCACACGUACAGUUAACAACACCAACUUAAAGUUUUCUCUGUCAUGUGUUAGUUUUGAGGGAGGGAGCAGGAAAAGGAACAUGUACGAUCCUUUCCAUCCAUCUGAGGGAGAAGAUGAGAGGAUGGAGGGGGAAGGCGAGAAAUAUGACCCAUUUGACCCCACUGGCUCCCCAGCAUCGGAAAAUGAUAAUGAUAGUGGCAAAGUAAGGGGGGUGAGGAGGAACAUUGAGAAGGGUGAUGAUCAGAAGGAUGAAGAACGUCCUGACUCCACUGACACCUUGCCUGAUCUACCUAAUCCUGGUAUGAGCAGCCAGCUCCAUUUAAGGAGGAGAGUGGAUUGUAGCGCUGCCAAAACUGGAAGGCAAAUGGACACUGCUGACUCUGAUCAUUCUGAGAUAGAGGAAGGGGAGAUAGUUGGGGUCACUGACAAAGAUAGGAGUGGCAAGAACACAGCUGGAGAAUUUCAUGGCAUGAACACGACCAACAUUUCAUUUUUUAGUACUAAGCCAGAGCGCAUUCUUCGUGUGCUGGAUGGAGACGGCUUUGUUUCAGUGCGUGAAGAGAGUAGUUGGGAGGUAGACAGGGAAGCUGAGGAAGAGCCUGUGGUAGGAGUUGAGGAUCUGAGAAGGAAGCUGGUCAGCAGACGAAAAGAAAGAUACCUCUCUUUUCCUGCUUCAUCCCUCUCUCUCUCUCCUCAGCCUCUACCUCCCCCUUCUCAUCCUCCAGCUUCUCCACCAUCUUCCCCUCUUACUGCUGCUGUGGAGCAAGUCACCAAGCUUCAUAAAACCUCCAAGGUUUCCAAGGACUGCGACCGACCAAAAAACAAGGAAAGAAAGGGUGGGGAGAAGGAGGAGAGAAAAAAGAAGAGAAAGAAAGAUAAAGAAGGAGCCCGGGAGAGAAGCAAAGAGAAGGAGCGAGGGCACAAGAGUGGCAAUGAGGUUAAAGGUCAGAGGAGCAGCAGGAGCAGUAGCCGAAAAAGAAAGAAAAGACGACACAGCAGCCCAGAGGCCUCACGAUCCUGCAACUCUUCAGCAAGAGUUGGCCAGACUAGUAGAUCAUUUUCAAGUCUGUCUGAUGAAAGGCAGCGAGAGAGGGAAAGGGGUAAAGACAGAGAUAAGAAUAGAACGCGAGAGCGGGACAGAGAAAAAGAGAGAGAAAAGGAUUGCACCAGUAGUCAUAGAGGAGAUGAAAGAGACCGACAUUCUAGCUCUAGGAAGAGGGAGAAAGAAAGAAAGGGACGACAUUCAAGCAGCAGAGAGCGGGGCGUUUCAAAGAGAUCCAGAAGAAGUAGUGGGAAGUCAGAAGGUGAAAGAGAUGAGCAGCGUGAGAGGGACAGGCGACGGACUGGACGAUCUGUGGUUCCACCAUCGAUCCAAGACCUCAAUGGGUCUGACCUGUUUGCCAUUAAACGAACCAUCACAGUCACCACCACCACAACCACUACCACCGUACCUGGCUCUCCAAGACUUGCCCCCACCUCUCCCUGUCGCCUGACGCAGGACUCUGGUCAGGCCCAUAAGCGGAAGAAGAAGAAGAAGAAAACAUGGAAUUCAGCUGUUGAGGGAGAAAACAGACAAAGUCGUCACAGCCAUUCGAAGUCGCUUUCACCACCAAGGUAUCACAGCUACGAGUCCGACCGGUAUUCAGACAAACUGGAGAUCGACGUGUUGUCAUUGGAUGGCGAGGCAUUGGACUCUGACUACCCGUCUUUGGAGGACACACCUCCUGCCAACCAGCUCCCAGAACCACCUGCACCUAGCCCCAAAAUUAAGACCGCUCCGAAGGCUGGACGUCAUCACCCGAAAAAGAAAUUUCGCACUUUAAAGAAAAUCGGACAGUCAGAAUCCUCCUCCUCCUCCUCCAACAGAACUAAAAGCAAAUGCCUCUCCUCGCACACAGUCACUUCAGGGUCUGCCUCCGUUUCAUCCGGUCAACCCCCGGCGAAGCGAGUGAGGAAGAUGGGAAAGGACAAAGAGAGAGACAAGGCCAACAGGAAAGAUGCAGUUCGCUCUGGCAAAUCCAAGAAAGAGAGCAGCAGCGGUCAGAAAGGCAAACUCCAGUCCAAAGUGUCUGUGUUGGUGCGUGAGGGUGUGAGCAGCACCACCGGAACAUCAGUUGGCACUGGGAAGCUGGGCAUGGACCUGCUAGGGCCAGGAGGUACCGGAGGGGGUUCUGGGAGUUCUGUAGUAGGUGGAUCAAUUGCUGUAGUUUUCUGCAGGGACAAUGAGAGCAGAUCACCGUUCCUUAAACCGUGCUCAGAGCCGCUGUCUUUGGGCGGCCGCAACAAAGACCUGGGCAGCAUGGGAAAAAGAAGCAGCCUGGCUGCACCUCCGUCCUCCUUAACCAGUCUCACAGGACUGAAAUCCAAGAAAACAAAACCCAGCUCCAUCACUUCCACCUCCUCUUCUGCCUCAUCCCCCUCAUCAACUCUCAUAACAAAGCGCCGCCGUCGCCUGGCUAAGAAGACUGUAGAGAAAGGUGUGACUUCAGGGUUACCACCUGCAGAUGGCAACCAAGCAAAAGCUGCGCCCGAGGGCUGGGGAGACAGCUCGCUAGAGGUUCAGUCAGCGGUGGAAGAUGGAAGCAAGUCCGUCAGUCCUCAUCCUGGCCAGGCUGAUCCUACACUCUGUUCUUCUUCUUCCUCCUUUUCCUCCACCUCUUCUUCCUCCUCCUCUACCAGUGUGCUCCCACCCUCCUCCUCACCACCACACACUCCUCCACCUUCUAUGGCUCCUUUGCGAGACACCAGGGAGUCUUCACCAGACUCCCAAACUGUGGACAGCAGCUGUAAGACCCCAGACCCACCUUUCCUACCCGAGGACUGUCCAAGUCAGACCAGCCCCGCACUUCAAGCAUCCAGUCCAUCCAGCCCCCAGAGAGCUGGUCUUAGUAAUGCCUUGUCUACACCCACUGCCAAACCCCCUCCACCAGAUGAUGCAUCCAAAUCUCUGGCCUCACCUCCUUGCUCAUCCUCUUCAGCAGGAUGUGGUCUCACAUCUCUUUCUUCAUUAGACCCCUCUUCUUCCUCAUCUGUGUCAUCUUCAUGUACCAGUAAGCCGCCUCCUCCCCCUCCAGCUGCACCUGCCCUCCCCUGGAGCCUGCAGACUGGGGUCGACUGCACAACUGGAGGAGUCCUAGCGUUAACAGCUCUGCUUUUCAAAAUGGAGGAGGCCAAUAUUGCAAGCAGGGCCAAAGCACAGGAGUUUAUUCAAGCGACCAGUCAGAUCCUUUCGCAGGCCAAUCAGAGCCAGUCUCAGCAGCUUGCUCCUCCAUCCUCAGCCUCCUCCAUACAGAUUCCUCCCCCUCCUUCUCUACCUCCACCUACUGGUCUGAGUCCAGCCCAGUUCAUCCUCCACAGCUCCCUCCCACUGGUCUCUUGCACCAAAACGCCACCUUCUCACCUGCAUCCCUCCAUAGGCACUGGAUGUGCUCAGACCCCACCACCCAGUCUGCCUGUGGGACUGUCAGGAGUGACUGGUUGCUCUGGUGACUCUGGGUGGGACAAUGAGAGCAAAGACCCUGAUAAGUAUUUGAAGAAGCUGCACACACAGGAGCGAGCGGUGGAGGAAGUGAAGCUCGCCAUCAAACCUUACUAUCAGCGCAAGGACAUAAACAAGGAUGAAUACAAAGACAUCCUGAGGAAAGCUGUGCAUAAGAUCUGUCAUAGUCGCACUGGAGAGAUCAACCCAGUCAAAGUCAGCAACCUCGUCAAACUGUACGUCCAGCGAUACAAAUAUUUCCGGAAACACGGGCGCAAAAUGGAUGAGGAGGAGCGGGAUGACAGGGAGCCUGGAGUGCUGCAUUCCUCGGCCUAAUGAUAGACUUUUCUUUUUGAAUGUUCCCCACACUGCCUUCUGCUUGGGCCAAAACCUGGGCCUUCCACUGAUUGGUUUCUGUUUUAUUGCUUUCAUAUCCCACCUUGUCUAUGCUUUUAUGUGAUGUUAUGGAAGUCUACUUAAUCUCUGUGGUUUCACUGUAAAUAUUUCUCAUUUAGAAAAUUAUCAUGUAUGCAUUGUUGAGGAAGUGGGUGAUCAUGCACAGCUGUAUGAUCCAGAACACCUAGCCUGCAAUAAACACUACGUUUGUCAAGUUCA
Messenger RNA from Betta splendens (Siamese fighting fish), 4688 nucleotides. RefSeq names its product SR-related CTD-associated factor 1 (gene scaf1). Lineage: Eukaryota; Metazoa; Chordata; Actinopteri; Anabantiformes; Osphronemidae. The transcript has 6 exons. The coding region runs from base 357 to 4409 and encodes 1350 amino acids. Gene Ontology annotation, molecular function: RNA polymerase II C-terminal domain binding. The record is from RefSeq and is a predicted model, not a curated record.